This is a messenger RNA of Orbicella faveolata, 747 nucleotides long. RefSeq names its product transmembrane prolyl 4-hydroxylase-like. Gene Ontology annotation, biological process: peptidyl-proline hydroxylation to 4-hydroxy-L-proline. Gene Ontology annotation, cellular component: endoplasmic reticulum. Gene Ontology annotation, molecular function: procollagen-proline 4-dioxygenase activity; iron ion binding; L-ascorbic acid binding. The record is from RefSeq and is a predicted model, not a curated record. Lineage: Eukaryota; Metazoa; Cnidaria; Anthozoa; Scleractinia; Merulinidae.
AUGAGGCCACCACGUGCGUCAAUCACAUUAUUUGGUACAUGGUAUAUGAAUCACGAUUUGGAGUCUAAGAGCCUCAGAAUCAACCGAUCAGCGCAGCAUGGAGUGAAAAGGCGUUUAAUCCUGGGAGGGGAAAUCCCCGAUUUCUUGUCACCCGAAGAAGCUGAUCACAUCAUUGAUGUGGCUUAUGGUGUUGGUUUCUCCAAAAGCGAUAUUCAUCUGGACCCAGUGGCUAAAGAUCACGCAAAGACAUUGAGAUCAACCGAAGGUCACUCGAACAGCUCAGCUGGUUAUUUUUUGAAUUGGGAUUUCGACAAAGAUUACGAAAUAACAAAAGACGAGGCGAUGACCUUUGCCAAGAAGUUUAAAUAUCUUUACUUGUCUCCGGUGGAAGUAGAUGAGAUGAUAAAGAAUUUGGAUCUUAAAGAAUUUGACGAUGGUAAGAAUAGGUGAUAGGACGUUUUUCUUAAUCAAACUCUAGAGGAUCAGGUUUUUGAUAAUGAUCAGCAUCUAUUUUCCCCUACAGUAUAAAUGCAAUGAGUGCCGUGCACGCAGGCGAUGAGGAGAUAAUUAUUGAUCACCAAGUAAUGAAAGGGUCCACAGGCAUUUUAAUGAGAGCAUAGUGCGUCAGGUUGCAAUAUGGCGGUUUAGCAUAUGGCUAGCUCCAUGAGCGGGCAAGUUGAGCAGAAUCCUGCAUCAGUGAUUGGCUACCCGCAAGAUGGCGCUAACUUUGCCAGCUCGGGAACACCC